ACUGAUGGAUCCCGAACAACGCCGGAUUAUUGAACAACGGUACAUUGACUAUAAACGAUCCAUCACCAAGAUCGGUUUUGAAGCAGCUCAUGUACAAUACGCGGAUCUAGCCAAGAGCUUGCCCAGUGGUUGGCUGUUCGAACUUUUGCUCGAGUUCCAUUGGAUCCAAUAUACCGUCUUUACUUUCCAUCGUCAACCGGAUCUGGCGAACAAAACCAUUCGCGGCCACGUACGACAAUUAGCCAACGAUGCAUUUGUCAUUGAUGAAUCGCAACAAGUCGCAGCCGCGUUGGACUGGUUCGAUCGAUUAGAAAAUACAGCGCUCAAUACGUUGGGUGAGCGUUACGGAUCGCUGUCGAAUGUCAUUGAAGGCUUUGUUCACCUUUCCACGCGAACAAGUCUGAUACGAUGUCUUUGUCGAUCGAACCCACUUGCAUUUCCACAAAUUCUGAACUACUUACUGCAAAGCGCGCAUCGUUUAAAUUCGCGUUAUCUGAUACAAUUAAGCGAAAUGAUUCAUGUUAUGAUUGAAGAGGAUCCCGGAUAUGCUGCCACUGUUCGGUUCAAGUUGAUAGAGAUGCAGUUGUUACCGGACCUGGUCACACGACUUACCGUUGUUUACUGUCAGGAUGAGGUCGAUUUCCUCAAUGGAAUUUUUCAUAGAAAUUCCUUCUGGUUCAUUGCGCAGUCGACCAACAGUGGACAACACCUGCUCAAGAUUAAAACCAAGAUCUUUGCUGAAAUAGAAGCAUGCUCGAGCACCCAACAACAAGUACAACUAGCCUCGGCGAUCCGAGCUUUAACAGGCUUAGUGGGCUACUUUAGUAUCAAGCUCACCGAGACCGAAGUAUCUCGAUGCCUAGGUAUUUUACGUGAAACACAAACGGAAAGACUAGUCAAGCUACUGCUGAGUCUCGUUCUCAUUUCCGCCGAACAAAUAUUGAGGCGUCAGCAACGCGAGUUGACUAUCGUGUUGAAAGAUAUUUUUAAAUCGGGUGUAUCGGAUAUGCCGUUGCUCUUGCUGGUGUAUUUCCAAACCGAUCAGAUCCAGCAGAUCGAAGACAUGGUUCGAUCCAUACUUGGCAUGCAGGUCCCCAUUCCAAAGUUGGGCCUCUUUGAGAUGCAAAAACUGCUAAGGUCUUUGCAAAAUACCGUAUUAUCAUCCUAAAGCCAUUCAUCAUUUCUGCAUCCCACCAUUUUUGGCUUAAUUCCCUAUAAAGAAAAGCAAUCCCUUUAUUUCAUGACAGCAGCAGUGCGGCUUUUUCACAGUGCUUCACUGCUGUUUAGAUUGGCGUGUCAUCAUUAUUUUGUUCUCUUACUUGUCUUUCCCCCUUCUCCCCCAACUAACCAGCCAAUAAAAAAGCGUGGUAAUCUCCCCCUGUUUAUUCACACA
Messenger RNA from Radiomyces spectabilis, 1393 nucleotides. RefSeq lists its product as uncharacterized. Lineage: Eukaryota; Fungi; Mucoromycota; Mucoromycetes; Mucorales; Radiomycetaceae. Bases 5 to 1168 code for a protein of 387 amino acids. Gene Ontology annotation, biological process: snRNA 3'-end processing. The record is from RefSeq and is a predicted model, not a curated record. Gene Ontology annotation, cellular component: integrator complex. The transcript is spliced from 11 exons.